Molecule: messenger RNA, 2502 nt
Organism: Olea europaea var. sylvestris
Lineage: Eukaryota; Viridiplantae; Streptophyta; Magnoliopsida; Lamiales; Oleaceae
Product: putative late blight resistance protein homolog R1B-16
Exons: 2
Coding region: 1-2502 (833 amino acids)
Biological process (GO): defense response to other organism
Molecular function (GO): ADP binding
Source: RefSeq, a predicted model, not a curated record
AUGUCCGCGUCUCGUCGCAAGGCUCAUUUUGAGUUGUGGGUCAUAGGGCGGGCAGCUUUAUCUGAUCAAGGGCCGAGGCACAAGGGUCCUGGUACUAUCCAAGUGCGAAGAACCCCGGAGAACAAGGCAGCAAAUAAAGCAGAAGAGAUCGCUUUGGAAUUUCAAGACUUAAAAAAAGUAGCAAGAAGAUUUGAUUCCACAGAGAAACGUAUAAUGGAGAUUGAGGAUUACAGUGGCGUGCAAGAUUUGCAGCAAAGAACUGCGUUGCCUACUCGCAGUGGCAAGAGCACUAUGGUUGGUCUUGAUGCGGAGUCGAUAGAGAUAUUGAAUUGGCUGGAUGGAAAUUUGUUGGCACGUGAUACUCUCUCCAUUUGUGGGAUGGCCGGAAUUGGGAAGACCACUUUUGCUAGAAAAAUUUACGAUCAUCAACGAGUACAGGAGAUUUUUCAUGUUCGUGCUUGGGUAACAGUAUCUCAGAAUUAUGAUGAGCGUAAAAUCCUACUAGAUCUUCUACAUUCUAUGAAAAAACUCUCAGGCGAGACGCAAAAUUUAGAAACCUGUGCCUUAGAAGAAAAACUGCACAAGAAUCUAAAAGGUCGGAGGUACCUCAUUGUCAUAGAUGACAUAUGGGACACGAAGGUUUGGAAUGAUGUCAAUCGUUUAUUUCCAGUUGACAAGGAGAAAAGUCGUAUCAUACUGACUACUAGGCUGGAGGAAGUGGCUUUUUAUGUCCAGUCUUCAAGACCUCCUUAUCAGAUGCGUUUUCUAGAUGUAAAUGAAAGUUGGAAGUUAUUUUGUGAGAAGGUGUUUGGAGGAGAUUGUUGCCCCGGUGAAUUGAUUCAAACGGGGACCGAGAUUGCCAAAAAAUGUGGUGGACUUCCACUUGCAAUUGUUUUGAUUGGAGGGCUCCUCUCAAAGUCCACCCAAACGCAAAAUUACUGGGAUUAUGUUGCGAAGAAUUUAAGUUCGGUUAUAGCUUCACAUGAUGAUCAGUCGUCAAAGAUAUUGCAUUUAAGUUAUAACAAUCUGCCUCAUCAUCUGAGAGCAUGUUUUCUCUAUAUGGGAAUUUUCCCGGAGGAUUAUGAGAUCCUUGCAUCCAAACUUGUCAAGUUAUGGACUGCAGAAGGUUUAAUAGAAACAGAGACCAGCAAAAGCUUGGAAGAUGUGGCAGAUGAGUACUUACUGAAUCUUGUCGAGAGAAGCCUUAUUUUGGUUUCUAAGCGGAGUUCUGAAGGCAAAAUUAAAACAUGCAAAAUCCAUGAUCUCUUACGCGAGUUUUGUGUGAGAGAAGCUAAGAAGAAGAGCAUCUUUCAUGUCACUGACGGGAGUCUCGGUGAUCUUCCGAAAGAAAUAAGUACGAGUCAUCUCACUUAUACGAAUCUCCAGAGGCUUCCGGCAAACUUUAUCAGUUUGCGUAGGGUAAGUAUUCAUCCAAACCCACGAACUAAUUUUCGUCAUGCUUAUAAUCUACCUAUUUCAGUUGUCCGAUCUGUUUUGAAUUUUGAUCCCACACUCUCUCUUUCAGUAAAAUUUCUAAACUCUGGUAGUCUAAUCAGAGUAUUGGAUACAGAGAAUGGAAAUAGCUCUGAUUUCCCAACUGAGACAGUAAAACUACUAAACUUGCGGUACCUUGCCUGUUUGAAUGGCGUUAGGGAGUUACCUUCACCAAUACACGAACUUAGAAAUCUGCAGACCUUGAUUCUUUCUUGUGUGGAGUCGUCAUUUCGUCUACCGUUAGAAAUAUGGAGGAUGCCACAGUUAAGACAUGUGCAUUUGAACUCGGUGAUUUUGCCUGAUCCUCCCAUAGAAAGAGUUGAAGAGGAAAACUCUUUUGUUGUUCUACACGACCUUCGAUCUCUUUCCACCGUGGUGAAUUUUAAAUUUGUGGAGAAUAUCCUCAGAAGAAUUCCAAAUCUAAAGAAAUUGGGGGUCUUAUAUGAUGAUAUAAGGGCGGAUUGGUCAGACUACUAUCUCAAUAAUCUUGAACUUCUAGAAAACCUUGAAGCAUUGAAAUGCCGUUUUCAGUUCCCCCGUCAAACUUUCUUGCAGAAGAUUCGUUUCCCCCCUUCACUCAAAAAGUUGACUUUAAGGGGCUGUUUUCUUCCUUGGGAAGAUAUGACGAUUAUUGGUUCAUUGGAAAAACUUCAAGUGCUAAAACUGAAACGCAAAGCCUUCAGCGGAACAGUGUGGGAACCAAAAGAAGGAGAAUUUCUUCAAUUAAAAUUUCUGCUACUCGAAGAAAAUAAUCUGGAGGAUUGGAACGCCGAGAGUACCCACUUCCCGAAACUCGAAAACCUGAUCCUUGACAAUUGCAAGCGUCUGAAAGAGGUCCCUUGUGGUAUUGGACAAAUACCAACACUUCAAAAAAUUGAGUUGUAUUAUUGCAGCGAUUCACUUGCGACUUCAGCUAAAGAUAUCUAUGAGGAACAACAAGACUUGGGAAAUGAGGACUUUCAAGUUCGUAUUCUGGAAAUGACGGCUGAUGAGUAUGAAACUUGUUGA